AGUAGUUCGGAUGGCGGUGGACCGAGCAUCUCUGUUUUUGUAGAAGUUGUGGAUGAGACCUGUGACCGAUCAGCAUUUCGUGUAAAGUCAUGCGCCUGUUGAUCUGUCUGAUAUCUGCGCUGAGUUUGUGUGAGAGCGGCGAAGCGGCUGCAGAGUUCACUGAGACUGUGGGACACUCUCUGCAUAUCGAUGACGGGAACUUUUCAAACCGGGAUCACAUGAGACAAGAGCCCUUUCAGUACCAGCAGCAAGUGCUGGAUGCCCUGCCAGGUUCUUCCUUUAACCUGAGGGUCCAGGUUAGAGACGUGCUGAGUCGUCAGUCCCUGAGCCAGGCAGUGGUGGAUGUUUACAUCAACUACACCAGGGUCAAAACCGCUCAUACAGGGGAGGAUGGUGGAGUUUUGCUUCAUGUACCUUACCAAACUGGGCUGCCCAUCACAGUAGUGGCAAACAAGGAUGGUUACAUUAGCACGCUGCUGCCUUGUAAAACCAGCAGAAUGCCAAUAUUUUCAUCAGUGACCAUGUCACUACUUAGUCUAAAUCAAGGAAACAUCUGGCUCUUUGAAGAUUCUGUCCUGAUCACUGGCAAAACAUCUGAUGCUUCAUCACAGCCUGUUGUCCACUUUCCCAAGAGCCUGCUGAAUCUGACAGACAGCAGCAAUGUCACCUCGGUCAAAGCCUACCUGACCAUCCCCAGGCUGUCAUCAGAGGAUGACAGCCUGCUCAACACUCUGGGCAUCAUGAGCAGUAAAUCAGGAUACGUGAGUGUGGAGUUGAGCCCGGUGGCGGCUGUCAGUGUGCAGCUUUUCUCAGGAGACUCAGAGUUACACGUGAGUGGGCCCAUACAGAUCAGCCUCAGCAUCCCUGACAGCCGUGGACUCCAGAUUUCAAACGUGGUUCCAGCGUGGUUCUUUAACCAGACCACUGGUGGCUGGAUGAGGAAAGGACUAGGGAAGGUGGUGUCAGUCGAUGGAAAACUCAUGUGGACAUUCACAGCUCCUCAUCUAGGCCACUGGAUUGCAGCACCUCUGUCAUCUAACAGAGGUUUCUUUGGACUUGACAUUCCCAUCGACUUCAUCUUAAACCAUUCAUCUUCCCUGAUGGUUCUGCUCGGAGGAUUGCUUGUUGUGGUCAUCUGUCUUCUGGUUGGAUUAUUGUGUUAUCGCAGACGUCCCCUCAGUGAAACUGAGGCAAAGACGAUCCUACCAGUGAUGAGAAAAGACCAAACCACCUCCACAUGUGACGAUGAACUCUUUGAAGUAUAUUCAAGGGACGUGUCUCCUCCACAGAAUGGGCUUAACCACUCGUUCAGAGAAAAGGGGGACAAUCGACGCAAUUCCUCUGUUAAUUCAACGCACAGCGUAAUAGCCAACCCCAGCGCUGUGGCCAUUGCGCUGGAGUGCGCCGAACUGGACCUGAACACUGAACCUAAUGAUGGGACUUGUGUGUUCAGAGAGCAGAUGAGAGUUCCAGGAUCUCUGACUGAGAAUUUGUUUUUCUACAACCAGCCUGUUGCCAUCCUUCACGCUCCAGCCUUCUUCCAUUUGGAGGAGCAAGCGGAGCAGCAGCAGCGGAGCAAGUCGGCUACUCUGCCCCGUGCGGGGGCUUCAAACAGUGCUGCCACCGAGCCGCUGAGCAAAGACGGCUUCGCCCAGACACUGCCGAAAGGUCCGUCUGCGGCCCAGAACCAGGCGGGAGAAACCGAGGACCAGCUUGGAGUUCUAGAGGGUUCUCAGGCAGCAACCUCCACCAGCACACCCAGGGGUCCCUUCAGCCUCCCAGAGUCAGUGUCGGUCCCGGGAACAUUAAAUAAAAUCAGGGACAGCAGGCACUCGGUACACGCCUUAGCGGAGUUUUCCAAAAUGCCCUCACCCCAGCCUCCCCGGGCCUGGUUUGUGUCACUGGAGGGCAAACCCGCAGCCGAGAUCCAUUACAACGUGUCAGAGCAGCAGAGGAGACGGAGACCAGUGGAGAGUCGGGACACCAGUUUAGACUCGGGGGUGGACAUGAGCGAACUGAACCAGCCGUCCGGACGGAGGGCUGUAACGCUGGAGCGCAACGCUACUUUUGUCAAAAGCACGUCCGGCGGUAAACACGCAGCUCCACAGUAGAAACUCUUAAUACCUCCAUGCCUACAGUUCAUAUCGCGUAAAUAUUUACAUAUUAAUGUUUGUAUGGCCCCGUUUCCGCCAACCAUCAGAUUCCACAUACUUUACACACCAACUGCUGCACAUGUAGAGAAGUGGAGCACGUUGCGCGGUAGUCGUGGAUGUUAAACCUUAAAUGCCAAAAAUGUCUCACAACCCACCUGCUUUUUAACAACCUGUCUCAUCUCUUAUCUUCUGCCUCAUAUAUGUCAAAUUGUUUUCAAAUUUUCAAAUAACAUUACAUUACUGAUGAUUUACGGCCACCGCAGCUGCCCUGUUUGUCCUCCUCCAGCACGACGAUGGAUGGCUAACUUAAAUGCCUGAAUGCUAAUGUUAGUUCAGUAAUGUUAUUGAUUUUAUACUUGUGCAUGUUUUGCGCAUGUUUUGGUGUAUUUUGCCAUGAAGUGAAUCAUUUAAUUAUAUUUUAAUACAAAUAAAUAAAUGAAUAAA
This is a messenger RNA of Seriola dumerili (greater amberjack), 2597 nucleotides long. Its product is annotated as protein FAM171B-like. NCBI's taxonomy places the organism in Eukaryota, Metazoa, Chordata, Actinopteri, Carangiformes, Carangidae. The transcript has 8 exons. The record is from RefSeq and is a predicted model, not a curated record. Bases 90 to 2111 code for a protein of 673 amino acids.